AUGUCCGCCUCGGAGGGCCAAGGGCCGCUUGCGGCAUCGCAAGUCUCGUCACUACCCAAUCUCCUUACCGUGAUCAUCACAACCUCGGUCACGCCCUCGAUCCCCAAUACGGAUCUUCUGUCUGCUGUCGUGGACGGUUUUCGUGAGCACUGCCCACAUCUGCUACGCUGUCGCGUCAUUGUGGUCUUUGACAAUUACGAUCAGAUUGUAUCGUUUGCACGCUUGAAGAAGGGACACGUCACGCCCAACCAGGCCAGAGAUUGGCAUCUUUACAAGGCCAACACCAAGAAACUCAUUCUCGAGCAGUUCCGUGGCGCCGCUGCCGAUGUAGAGCUUGGCACGGAGCAAGGUGAAGCCGAGUUUGGUUCUCCAAAGGAGGCGAACUCGGUGGCAUUCACCACUACAUACACACGCGACAGAAGUGUAACCUUUAUUGAGCCCGUUCGGCGUCUGGGCUUUGGGCUAGCUGUGCGGUCGGCACUGCGCAUGGUCGAGACACCCUACGUAUGGCUUCAGCAGCACGACUGGAAUGUCAUUGCUGACGUACCAGUCGCGAGCAUGGUUGAGAUCAUGCAACAGCAUGACUCCAGCACUGACCUCCCAGUCAAGUACAUUUGUCUCCCCGCCAUACGCAUGCUCACAUACGCCACCUCGGCCGAUGUAAAGCAUUUCCCUGUCCUCAAAGACCUGACGGAAAAGCUCAAACGGGAUUUUGUUCCGCCUCAGCAGCCCGAAGUCAAGAUUCCCUUGACGCCAAUGUUCUUUUGGCAUGACAAGCCUCACAUUGCCUCGACGCAGCACUACCUCGCCAGAGUCUUUCCGUCGCGGCUUGCCAUGAUGCGUGGUGACUUUAUCGAAGACAAGAUAGGCCAAAUUGCCAGAACUCAGAUGAAGGAAGGCUUGUGGGCGAAAUGGGCUACUUGGCUCUACUACCCAGACGAGGGUCAAUCGCUGUGCCUCCGGCAUCUCCAGGGCAGGAUCUGGCGUGGAACAGAUGCGCAGACCAAGCAGAUUGCCAGCUACAUUGAGAGUAACAUGAAGAAUAUGCUGGAGAGGGAAGCAUUCGGCGCUAACGUUACAGAUGUGAUGCUCGACGACCAUGACGAUUCAAUCAGCCGAUUGUUCUGA
Messenger RNA from Pestalotiopsis fici W106-1, 1128 nucleotides. RefSeq lists its product as uncharacterized. The record is from RefSeq and is a predicted model, not a curated record. The transcript has a single exon. The coding region runs from base 1 to 1128 and encodes 375 amino acids. NCBI's taxonomy places the organism in Eukaryota, Fungi, Ascomycota, Sordariomycetes, Amphisphaeriales, Sporocadaceae.